Asparagus officinalis (garden asparagus) is the source of this 672-nucleotide messenger RNA. RefSeq lists its product as uncharacterized. Lineage: Eukaryota; Viridiplantae; Streptophyta; Magnoliopsida; Asparagales; Asparagaceae. The transcript has a single exon. The record is from RefSeq and is a predicted model, not a curated record. The coding region runs from base 1 to 672 and encodes 223 amino acids.
AUGAAACAGAAGAUCUAUGUUGUCAUCAUUAAUAGUGGGAGCAGCGAGAAUAUUGUCUCUCGGCGCAUGGUGGAGAAGUUAGGAUUAAAGACAGAGAAGCAUCCCGCCCCUUACAAGAUUGGUUGGAUUCGAAAGGGUAGCGAUGUACAAGUUGAUGAAGUGUGUCGAGUAUCCUUUUCCAUUGGCCGAACUUAUAUCGAUGAGGCGUUAUGUGAUGUAGUUGAGAUGGAUGCAUGUUAUAUCUUAUUAGGCAGGCCAUGGCAGUUUGAUGUUGAUGCCACACAUCGGGGAAAGGAUAAUGUUUAUAUAUUUAAGAAGGAUGGUCGACGAGUUGUGCUCAAGCCUCUAACUGAGAAGGGGCCUGUCAAUACCAAUGUGGCUGAAAAGAAAACUUUCUUGGUCGUUGACAAUGAAGAUUUUAUGAAAGAAGUGAAGCAGUCCAAUAAGGUUUAUGCUCUUGUUUUGUCGGGAAAGGAGGAUUCUACCACAGCUAAAAUUCCACCUGGAGUUCAAACCCUCUUGCAGCAGUUUGAAACAGUUAUGCCUAACGAUCUGCCCUCUGAAUUACCAAUGCUUCGAGACGUGCAACAUCAGAUUGAUUUCAACCCUGGAUCUCGACUACCAAAUCUGCCACACUAUCGGAUGAACCCAAAGGAAGGAGAGAUUGUGUAG